This is a messenger RNA of Fusarium redolens, 3540 nucleotides long. Its product is annotated as histidine phosphatase superfamily. Gene Ontology annotation, molecular function: acid phosphatase activity. The transcript has 9 exons. Lineage: Eukaryota; Fungi; Ascomycota; Sordariomycetes; Hypocreales; Nectriaceae. The coding region runs from base 1 to 3540 and encodes 1179 amino acids. The record is from RefSeq and is a predicted model, not a curated record.
AUGGCUCUGAAGGAGCUUCUUGGCCAUCGUGGCUAUCUCUCUGCUGCGCACCGCUGGUCUCCUCAGAGGACAGGAGGCCACGUCGUACCUGUGGCAAUGCCAGAGCAUCGUAAAAUGUCGGAAAGGUCUACAAGAGACAGUGUCUCGUCAAAGAGAAGGAGAUUCUGGUCACUCUCUUCAAGUUCGCGCCGGCCGCUCAUUUCAGCCCCUUCAGACUUUCGCCAUGUAUCAACUGCUGCCGAUCCAUUUCUUGAUUAUCCUGAGCCUACGCCAUCGAGGGCUUCGAAUCUUCGACCUGCGAAACAGUUACCUCAUCGCCCUUACCGACCACUCGAGCUGAGCAUCUAUCAGUCCGACAAUCGUGUGUCUCCUAUCAUGCCUCACUUUGACCCAAGGCCUGCGAACCCGGCUCCCUCAUCAGACUAUUCUGAGUGUGUGUCGGAUUUGCCGGAUAGCCAACCCGAAGAAGUGAAACCUUCAUUGGAGCAUCAGAAGAGCUUCUCAGAUUCUCCCAUGUCAUUUCACUUUCCACGUCGCCAAGCUAUGGGAAGUGCUCCUAGUUCCUCUCAUGGAGAAGAUGAGAUCCCACCUUUAAUCCCCCCCAAGUCACGGAGUCGUCCUCGCGCGUAUAGCUCGCCAGAUGUAGAAAAGGUCAAGGAACGAGUUGCGAGUGCCAUGCUAGAGGUUGAAAAGCUUCAGAAGCAGAUUGACGAUGUCAUCGAAAGACAGAGUCUUUAUGUUCCUAGUCGACCACCAACUCCCCACUCGAUCGCCCGAACUAUGCCCGGUAUGAGCUCGAUCUACGGACCUGGUGACGAACCGGUCCCGCUGACUUCCUCAGACUUGGAGCCCAUGCCGUCAAUUCCCGCCCUUCCCCCAGCAGCUCCUUCUUUUGCUCAGCGCCUCAACUCUGAUAUCAUUGAAAGGCCGCACACAGCACCCAUUAGGUCUCCUCGUACGCCCGUGAGGGCUCCUAUUAUACCACCUCGCCGAUCCCGAACUCCUGGUGAGCAAAGGUCACCUUCUACCCCUCCUUCUCGUCCCAGGCGAGAGGAUAUGACCCCACCGCCACCUCUACCUUUAGUACUUCGACCUCCUCUGAGGAAGAAGAAGUCUUUUUCCCGGGUGUCGAGCUGGCUCUUCCCCGGGUCACAGCAUAGCCGUAACAUGAGUUUCGACUCUGUCACCAACGCUCCUCGCCCUAUCAGGGGCAACCAAGGUUUUUAUCAAGUUUCGCUGGGCGGAGCAUCAGAACAUCGGCGGAGCACAGAAUCAGUCGAUACUGUCACUAGACUACGCGGCAAGAACUGGUUUCUGGGCGGCAGGGACCUAUUGGCUCUCAUAAGCAUCUACAACAUCCCUGUCAAGAUAACCGAAUCAGUAGAGAUGGUUCGACUUCCGCGCGACGACGCGCCUUCAGAAGCGAAUCGUUCAGAUGUAUCUGAUGCCGAUGCUGAGAGAGGACGACUACUAUCUGAAAAUGAUGAUGAAGCUGAAGAGAGCUAUGCGGACGCCGAGCGACUUGAGAAUUGGCAUACAGAGCACAAGCGUCGAGAGACUCGACGAUGGAGCUACCUUGUCAUGGUAAUCAGCACGGUUGCAUUGAUCACAGUCCUUGCUAUUUGGGUUCACAACAACACACUAUCAUCUGGAUGUGAGUAUGACGGAAGCUGCAAUGACAUUUCCAAGCUUUGGGGACAGUAUUCUUCCUUCUUCUCUGUCCCAUCAGAGAUUGAUUCAUCAACACCGGAUGAUUGCGAGGUCGCCAUCGGAAUCGCCUUGUCUCGUCAUGGAGCCCGAUAUCCAACCGCUGGCAAGACUACAGCAUACAGCGCCACCAUUGCCCGCCUCCAGAAAUCAGUGACCAACUAUGGCAAGGGCUACGAAUGGCUCAAGGACUACAAUUACAACCUCGGAUCUGAGGAUCUGACCGAUUUUGGUCAAGAUCAGAUGAUCGAUUCUGGAAAGGCUUUUUAUGAACGAUACAUCGGACUCGCUGAAAAGACGGAGCCUUUCAUCAGGGCAUCAGGAUCCGACAGAGUUAUCAUGUCGUCUCACAACUUCACACAAGGCUUCUAUGCCUCCCGAGGAGAGUCUGGAGAUGAUUACACCGGUGGCAUUCUUGUAAUUCCCGAGGAGCCCGGUAUCAACAACACAUUAUCACAUGGAACAUGUAGCUCGUUCGAGGACAAUGAUGAGGUUGGCGGCAACAGUGCGCAGACCGCCUGGGGAAACAAAUUCCUGCCUCCUAUUCGGGACAGACUCAACAGAAAUCUGCACAAAGCCAAACUGUCGCUACAGGAGACCAUCUAUCUCAUGGAUCUGUGCCCUUUUAACACAGUCAACACUCCUGACGGCGUGGGACAAUCCCGAUUCUGCGACCUUUUCUCCACGGAAGAUUGGCGAAGCUACGAUUACUACAUGACUCUGGGCAAAUACUAUGAAUACGGUAAUGGCAACGUAAUGGGACCAACUCAGGGUGUAGGAUAUGUCAACGAGCUUGUCUCUCGAUUGACAAGGAAACCUGUUGAUGACCACACCACAACCAAUCGCACGUUGGACGCCAAUCCUGAGACAUUUCCCCUGGACAGGGCGCUAUAUGCAGACUUCAGCCACGACAACACCAUGGUAUCUAUUUUCUCAGCAAUGGGUCUGUACAACUCGACAAGCAAGCUGCCGAAACAUCAUAUCGUGCCAGCUAUCCGAGCACAUGGCUACUCAUCAGCAUGGGUAGUCCCCUUUGCUGCGCGUAUGAAUAUGAAACUCUGCAGGGACUUAAACGUAUUUCUCCACUACACCAGGCCACUGAUACUAAAUUCAGAGCCGGGCAUCAGCGCCAAGCUCACUAAGCGGGAUCACAGAAAGAUGGUGUCGACGGCAGGAGGUAUCGUAAUCGCCAUUAUCGUCCUGCUCGUUGCAGGAGCUGCCGGAUGGGUUGUAUUUACACAGCUUCGCGCUCGCAGACUCGGCCUUCCCCCUCCAAGUCUCGCCUCUUAUCUACCAUGGCAUAAAGAAGACAAUGGCUAUGGGAUACAGCCGGCCCCAAGCGGCAUCAAGGGUUGGUUCAACGAUGUCAUCCGCAAACUCAAGAACCGCAACAACCGAUCCGCCGCAGGCGCUUACGAGCAGUCUGGCGGUGCCCGCGGCCGUCGAGGCUUCGGUCCGCUCGACCCUGAUGAAGCGUGGGACUCGCGCGUUGGAAACGAAGCAGACCAAUAUGGAUACUAUGAGGAGGACGUUGGUGGUCGCGGCCGGGACACCGGAUAUGGCGGUGGUUACAACAUGAACCUCGCGGCGACGCCGGGAUUGUCGGGCGGACGAGGAUUCGGCGACGAGGAGGAAGAUCGGGGUCGUAGGGCGAGCAGAAGUCCUGCGUCGGGACCUGGAGGACGAAACCCCUUCGAUGACGAUGCUGGUUCAAGUUUGCGCGGCGUGAGCCCUCGACCUAUCGACACGGGAGUUGCGAAACCCAAGAACAGAAGCGGCAGCGCCGAGAGCAGUCCGACAGAGCGACGGUCUGUGUUUAGGGAGAACAUGUAG